Molecule: messenger RNA, 1281 nt
Organism: Dothidotthia symphoricarpi CBS 119687
Lineage: Eukaryota; Fungi; Ascomycota; Dothideomycetes; Pleosporales; Dothidotthiaceae
Exons: 3
Coding region: 1-1041 (346 amino acids)
Biological process (GO): tRNA methylation
Cellular component (GO): cytoplasm
Molecular function (GO): tRNA methyltransferase activity
Source: RefSeq, a predicted model, not a curated record
AUGCAACUAUGUCGUGGCCAGUUGACGGUGGCAGGGGGGCAGGGAGAGCACGAGCCGAGCCGCAACACGUUCACGUCGCGAUGUCACACAAAAUCGAACGCCGGGCCAACCAUGUCGAAUCGCUUCGAGGCACGCAAACACAAAAUUCUGGAACAGCUCAGCGCUCCAGAUGGCGAAUAUCAAGACCUGUCACCCAAGGGCUCAGUUGAUGAACCCAUUCGUGACUUGAUCGACGAAAUCAACAGCCUUGAUGGCUUAGUCACGACGAGCAGCUGCUCCGGACGGAUCAGCGUGUUUCUCGAAGGACGGAAGACGGACAGCGAGAGCGCACAACUUCCAGAGGAUGGCGUUGAGUCACGCGCUGGUCCAGGAGGAAAAGGCGGAGGUGCAUGGCUCUACAUAUCUCACUCUCCACUUGAAACACCGGAAGCAACGCAUGGAUCUACCUUGAUGUCAACGUUUGGCUUUCAGAAUACCACAACCGAAGAGGGGAGCACACCUGAUUCACAAUCGAGGUAUAUCCACCUCAAAUUCGAGCCUAUGAUCCUCCACGUCUCGACUGCUUCUUUUACUCAUGCUCAGCGUGUUCUUACUGCUGCACUAAGUGCUGGCUUCCGAGAGAGCGGCGCUGUGAGCCUAGACACGAAAAAGUCCACAGAGGUCAACCCAAUGGUCGCCGUCCGAUCAGCUGGAUACUCGUUUGACUCCAUCAUCGGAUAUCAGGAUGAAGAAGGCCAAAACAUCGCCCUUGUAAAUGAGUUGUAUCUACAGACUUUAGUCCGCAUCGCGAACGACCGCUUCAAGAUCAAUACCGAGAGAAUCGCAAGACUUCGUGCAGCUCUUAUGGACUCCCACUGCUCUUCAAACGCAGUUUCGUCUGGCACUUCCAAGCCAGAUUGGGAGGAUGCAGAUGUCAGGAAGCGCCGUAAAAGGGAGGAAGGUCUCGCACGGCAACGAGCAUUGCAAGCUCAGGAUUCUCUGGGAGACGCUGAUCCUGGAACAUGUCCGACGGAUGUCCAAACUCCUGAUGGGAUAUUAUGAUGACGGCAACUGCUCGGUGACUCAAGCACGUUGUAAGAAAACAUGAGCGCAACAUUAUUUGUAAUGUCUCCGAGAGUAGCGUCAUAAAUUAGCAUGGUGGAGACAAUCUGGGAUCAACUGCGCGAAUUUACCAUACAGGAUCUAUAGUUUGGAUCUAGCAUAUUGAUUAGGUUCUGCCGUCUAUCUCAUUGUAACUGCUGAAGAAUAAUCCCAACAUAGGUCAACUGUCUCACAACUGGG